UGCAACAUUGUUAGUUUUACUUUAAACUACAGCUGGUUGCUCCGACGUGUCUUGGAUGCUGACGAUUGUUUGUUUGUGUCCUCUGUGAAACCAGCUCGCUGGAGAGAAACGACGGACUGGAAGAAGGAUUUGGACAAAGAGUUUUUACCGAGGGAUCCUCGUCGGGAAGGAAGAUGAGCAGCAGCUGUUGGUGAUUAACAAGAGGAUUCCCUGUAAAUGGAGUCUGGACAAGCAGGACCCAGAGCUACUCUGCAUAAAAGAGGAACCAGAGGAACAAUGGCCCAAUCAGGAUGGAGAACAGUUGAUGAUGAGCUGGUGGAGAGUGUCACCAGUUUACCAAUGAUGUCUCCUCUGAAGAGUGAAGAUGAUGAAAAAGAAGCUCAGCCUUGGUCAUAUUCAGCCCACCUUCAUCAAACCAAAACUGAAGUCAGCACAGAGGUAGACUCUCCAACAAACCCAGCUGAACAAAUUAAAUCAGAAACUGAUGGAGAGGACUGUGGAGGACUAAAACUGACGAGUAAUCCAGACCCAAACAGCUAUUUACAACAAAACAGUGACAGAAAGGCUUCAGGCUCUUCUGAAAUAAAACCUUCGUCACUCUCUGGACCUGAAAUGGAAGACAGUGAUGAAGGCUGCAAUGACAACAGAGCACAUGGGUCGGGUGUAAGCAGUGAUGUGGAGUGUGACACUGCUGAAAAAUCCCUCAGCUGGUCUGAAUGUGGUGAAGAGUUUCACUCCCAACAAUCUCUUCAGAAACACUUAACAAAAAGGUCUUUGAGAUGUUUAAACAGUAAGAAAUGUUUUAAAGUGACACAAAAUGUAAAUAUCCAGAAAGCAGACCGCACAGGAGAAAAAACAGUUAGAUGUGAUGAAUGUGGACAAAUAUGUAGUAAAAAGUCAAACUUAAUCCAGCACAUGAGAAUCCACACAGGGGAGAAACCGUUCAGCUGUGGCGAAUGUGGACAAAGAUUUAGUCAAAAGUCAAGCUUAAACCUACACAUGAGAAUCCACACAGGGGAGAAACCAUUUAGCUGUGGCGAAUGUGGACAAAAAUUUAGUCAAAAGUCAAGCUUAAACAAACACACGAGUAUCCACACAGGGGAGAAACCAUUCAUCUGUGGUGAAUGUGGAAAAAGAUUCAGUCUAAAAUCGUACUUAAAUCAACACAUGAGAAUCCACACAGGAGAGAAACCAUUGGAAUGUGGAUCGGGAAUCGGCGCGUGUUCAUCACAUUGACGUCAUAUCCUUUAGUUGUGCAGCUUCGCUGUCCGCACAGUACCGCAGACAGCAGAGGACUCAAACCUAUCCACUUUGGUACCCGGCCUCAGACAUGGUCGGUUUCAUGGCGGCUAAUCCCUGGCUUCUUGGAGA
Messenger RNA from Melanotaenia boesemani (Boeseman's rainbowfish), 1371 nucleotides. Its product is annotated as zinc finger protein 239-like. The record is from RefSeq and is a predicted model, not a curated record. The transcript is spliced from 3 exons. Lineage: Eukaryota; Metazoa; Chordata; Actinopteri; Atheriniformes; Melanotaeniidae. The coding region runs from base 217 to 1236 and encodes 339 amino acids. Gene Ontology annotation, biological process: regulation of transcription by RNA polymerase II. Gene Ontology annotation, cellular component: nucleus. Gene Ontology annotation, molecular function: RNA polymerase II cis-regulatory region sequence-specific DNA binding; DNA-binding transcription factor activity, RNA polymerase II-specific.